This is a messenger RNA of Myxocyprinus asiaticus (Chinese sucker), 3085 nucleotides long. Its product is annotated as CB1 cannabinoid receptor-interacting protein 1-like. Lineage: Eukaryota; Metazoa; Chordata; Actinopteri; Cypriniformes; Catostomidae. Gene Ontology annotation, biological process: negative regulation of signaling receptor activity. Gene Ontology annotation, molecular function: type 1 cannabinoid receptor binding. Gene Ontology annotation, cellular component: plasma membrane. The coding region runs from base 400 to 888 and encodes 162 amino acids. The record is from RefSeq and is a predicted model, not a curated record. The transcript has 3 exons.
CAGGGGCUGUUUGUAAUCGCUGGAAUAAUGAAACUGGACACUAACAACUGGGCUUUAAAGAUCAAAAUUAAUACUUGAUAUGCUACUUACAAAAUAUGUUUCCCCCCGAAAAUAUAAAACAAACAAGCCAAUAAUAAUAAUAAUAAUAAUAAUAAUAAUAAUAAUAAUAAUAAAUGAACAAUAGACAAGUAGAGUAGUGCAACUGCAUACACAUUAGUGCAGCCUUUGUUUACAAAUGCGUUAUAUCAUUCCAGUGAAGCUGUAACAAUAUAAAGGCUUUUAUGUCUGUGAUGGUUUGUGCAUACGUCAGCAUCCCUCAACAUCUCUUCCUGGGACCGUCCGCCAUCCCUUUAAUGACUGGGACCCUGGAAAUACACCGAUCGCCGUUAUCUCGCAAUUAUGGCCGAUGUUCCAGCGAUCAUAAACAUUGCCAUUUCGCUGAAGAUCCAACCCAACGAUGGGCCUGUGUUUUACAAAGUGGACGGGACGAGGUUCGGCCAGAGCAGGACAAUCAAAAUGCUAACGGGAUCGAAAUACAAAAUCGAGGUGAUCGUGAAACCGGGUAACGCGGAGGCCACCACGAUGGGUAUCGGUGGAAAAACCUUCCCUUUGGAGCAGCAGUCCAAAGACGACGAGCAGAUCGUUUACAAUGGCACAUACGAUACUGAAGGUGUGCCACACACCAAGAGCGGGGACAGACAACCUGUGCAAGUCUCCAUAGAGUUCAAAGAUGCCGGGAUGUUUGAGACAGUAUGGCAGGUGAAAUACUACAACUACUACAAGAGAGAACACUGCCAAUUCGGCAACAGCUUCAACUGCAUCGAGUACGAGGCCAAACCCAACGAGACCCGCAGCCUUAUGUGGAUAAACAAAGAGGUUUUCCUGUAAAACACGACUACAGCAGCACAGCAACAACAGCAGCAGCAAACCUGCACAAUGUCCUGUAACCAUCACGGGGCCGCUGUGUGUCCGAUAGAUGACUCAGAGGUCCUCUGUGAAAUAAGCUGUGAAUAUUAAAGGCUCCAGACAAGUGAUCCAUCAGGGUAUUUGCUCCCCAGUCAACCAGUUAUACCACUGCAUGAUCUGAAUGUUCAUGUUUUUAAUGGUCGGUCAAUCAUGAACAGAAUCUCUCCUCAUUUGUGUCCCUUACCAUUUAUCAUGGGAAAAGAUGGAUAUGUACAGAAUUUGGCAUUUAAUUUGUUUGUUUGAGCAUCCCGACCAGCCUCACGUAGCAACGUAGGCUCAACCAAUGACAUGAGGUUGGGGCGGGACUAUCUUGAUUUUUCAAAAGUACGCUAAAACACACUUUUAAGAAGCGAUUUGUGGGGGACCUGGGUAGCUCAGCAAGUAAAGACGCUGACUACAACACCUGGAGUCACAAGUAUGAAUCCAGGGCAUGCUGAGUGACUCCAUUUAAGCUUCCUAAGCAACCAAUUGGCCUGUUGCUAGGGUGGGUAGAGUCACAUUGGGUUAACCUCCUUGUGGUCGCUAUAGUGUGGUUCUCGCAUGGUGAGUUGUGCGUGGAUGCUGCGGAGAAUAGCGUGAAGACUUCACACGCACUAGGUCUCCGUGGUAACGCGCUCAACUAGCCACGUGAUAAGAUGCGAAGAUUGAUGCUCUCAGACGCGGAGGCAACUGAGAUGUGUCCUCCGCCACCCGGAUUGAGGCGAGUCACUUACGCCACCACGAGGACUUAAGAGUGCAUUGGGAAUUUGGCAUGCCAAAAACUGGGGAGAAAGGGGGAGAAAAUCCCCUCCCAAAAAAAGCGAUUUGUAAUGAGGAUUCAAAUUCUCAGCUCUGUCUUGGUCAUUUGCACAACACAUACCUGCUCUGUUAUGGUUACAAAUGCAAUGAAACCUUCCUUCAACUUGACUCCGAUGAGAAGGCCUCACUGCAGGUGUGUAUUUAACCCAGUAAUUUGCUGUCUUAGAAAUGGGCAGUGCUCCACAAUGCUUGCUCAAAAAGGUGCUGUAUGAACGUAUACCGAAUAUAUAUGACACUCUAUAUUAGUACGUAUAAUGUAGUAAAUGUAAAGACCACCCAGUUAAAAUUUGGGUCUUUUGAGACCAGCAUUGAAAAAACAAUGAUUUAUUUGUGACAGGCGUGUAUAUUUCUCUUUGGUGUGACUGUGAGUGGAUGUUCAAUCACUUCUCUUUUGUGUUACUGUUCUGUACUGCUAUUUAUGUUGCCUACCUCUUUACAGCUACAGUCUAUAUUGACAGGAAGUAAUAGUUCACAGGAAAGAGAUACAAGUGCUACAACUUAGUGCUUAUUUUUAUGGCUUUCUACUUAAUUUUUUCUCAGUUCUCAUGAUUGUUUGUUUGCUUGUGUGGUGCCUGUGUAUGUUGCUGAUAUAUCUGUUUUGAUUUUUGUGUGACUUUGAGCUAAACUUUUGACGUUUUGUAAGAAUAUAAACAAUCUUGUUGCUUGAAUUCUGUUCUGAUUGAAUGAAUGCAUUAUAAGACAAUACCAGCCAAGAAAAGACCAAAAGAAUAAGGAAAGAAUUGAUAAAAUUUAGUAACAUUCUUGUAUCAAAGUUGUUCAUGUUAUGCAGUUCCUUUUGAACUCUGUAACUAUUAAAACUGAGGGUGCUUGUGUGAUAAUUUCAUAAAGUAUUUCUAUAAAACGGUAUACCAGAAUUUUUAAGAAAUAUGCUCAGGUCAGGCUCAUUGUAUUAUUAAUUAUAACUUGAUUGUUUACAAAAUGAUAAUGAAUGUUUACACACCUGGACGAAGAUAUCAUUUAAGAAACUGACUUUUGUUAGUUAAAGGGAUAUUCCAAAAGGCUAAAAGGAAAAGGUGCAGUAAGCGAUUUCAGCAGUUCUGGAACUUCCGCGACUGAGCUGUUAAAGGAAUAUUCUGGAUUCAAUACACUUCCAUUGUAAGUGCCUCACUGGAACCCAGAUUUGUGCUUUUUUUAAAGAAAAGGAGGGGCAAGUCAAAAAUAAUUUUUGUGGUAAUCAGUGUAUUGCCACAAAUGCUGUCUAUUGAGCUUAACUUGUAUUGAACCCAGAAUAUUCCUUUAAAAGAUUAGUUCACCCAAAAAUGAAAAUCCAGUCAUUGUUUACUCACCCCUGUGUUGUUAU